This is a messenger RNA of Pyricularia pennisetigena, 237 nucleotides long. RefSeq lists its product as uncharacterized. Lineage: Eukaryota; Fungi; Ascomycota; Sordariomycetes; Magnaporthales; Pyriculariaceae. The record is from RefSeq and is a predicted model, not a curated record. The transcript is spliced from 2 exons. Bases 1 to 237 code for a protein of 78 amino acids.
AUGCUUCCUCCAAUCCUCAGAAUGGCCGCCUUGGCUCUCCUCUUCCCCAUGGUCAGUGCAGAGGGCGGCUUCACCAAGACGUGCUUCCUCGGUGGUGCCAGCCUCGACGACAAAAAAUACCUCGGCACCACUUGCACCAACGAAAAGCACGAGAUCUACGGCUAUGACUAUUCCGCCCUGAACCUCGAUUGGUGCCUCACAAACGACGGAGGUCGGCUGGCGUUUGCAUCCGAGUGA